AAUCUAAGUUCAAGUUUUUUUUUCGAUAAAAAAAGGUUUUGUUCGCUAGAAGCCUCAUUUGAAUUCAUUUUACAUGCUAUAACAUCAUAAUGGAGUGUUUUUUUCAAUCCUUGGUUAUCGUGUUUUUAUUGAAAGGGAUUCAUUUGUCUUCUGGAGACUGUGAAACAGGCUGGAGGGGACAAUAUAGUUCCUGUUAUUAUCUAAAUAAAAACAAACUGAACUGGACAGAUGCUAGGAAAUGGUGUUUGGAGAGGAGCAGUUAUCUGGCAGAGGUAGAAAGUGAUAUUGAAAACAGGUUCCUGCAAAAAAUUGCUUCUGAUGCUGGAUACGAUUGCUACUAUUACAUUGGUUUAAACAGACUAAAUUCUGAUAAUACAUGGAAAUGGAACACCAGUGGGAACUCUGUACAUUACAGUCGGUGGUAUGUAAAUCAACCAGAUGGCGACGGUCGAUGUGGGCAGUAUACCAGUGACUGGUACAAAUGGAACGAUAUCCCGUGUGAAAGAAAACAUUGCUUCAUCUGCGAAAGAACUGACAGUUGUUCACCCAACCCAUGUUUGAAUGAAGGGAAAUGUGUGCAGGAACUGGUGAACUAUACGUGUAAAUGUCCGCCAGGAUUUUCUGGUGAAAACUGCGAGAAAGACAUUUGUUCACCCAACCCAUGUUUGAAUAGCGGGACAUGUGUGCAAGAACUGGUGGACUAUACAUGUGGGUGUCCGCCAGGAUUUUCUGGUGAAAAGUGCGAGAAAGACGUUUGUUCACCCAACCCAUGUUUGAAUAGCGGGACAUGUGUACAGGAAAAUGUUAACUAUACAUGUAAAUGUCCGCCAGGAUUUUUAGGUGAAAACUGCGAGAAAGGUAUUUAACAGUUAUCAU
Molecule: messenger RNA, 876 nt
Organism: Ruditapes philippinarum (Manila clam)
Lineage: Eukaryota; Metazoa; Mollusca; Bivalvia; Venerida; Veneridae
Product: protein jagged-1-like
Exons: 7
Coding region: 90-866 (258 amino acids)
Biological process (GO): heterophilic cell-cell adhesion; establishment or maintenance of epithelial cell apical/basal polarity
Cellular component (GO): protein-containing complex; plasma membrane
Molecular function (GO): calcium ion binding
Source: RefSeq, a predicted model, not a curated record